AGCUAAUAUGGCGGCUACGUCGCCUAGUAUCCCUCAGCUUUUUACGGAAUUGGACAAGUUUGCAAAGGACGGAAACUACGUCAAGGCGCAGAAAAUUGCGAAUAAGAUUCUCCAAGAGAAGCCUGAUGACAAAGAGGCAUUUCACUGUAAAGUUAUUUGUCUUAUCCAUCAGUCAUGCUUUCGUGAAGCAGUGGACGUUAUCAGAUCAGCAUCAAACAAAGGGAUAGACAUUGAACUUCGUUUUGAAAAGGCUUACUGUCUGUAUCGUCUCAACAAAACUCAAGAGGCUCUGGAUAUUCUCAAUGCCAUUGCUGAACCAACACAAGCUGAGAAGGAAUUGAAAGCUCAAAUACUCUAUAGGCUUGAAGAUUAUAGGACUUGUUUGGAUCUUUACAAAGAUUUAAUCAAGAAUUCUCAGGAUGAGUAUGGAGAUGAAAGAGAAACUAACCUUGCUGCUGUUAUUGCUGCCGCAUCACAGUGGGGAGGACUUCAGAUGGAAGUCCCAGGUUUAAGAGAAGACACUUAUGAGCUGUGUUACAAUGCAGCAUGCCUUUCUCUAGGUCAGAAUGAUGUAGAAACUGCUCAGCAAAAGCUUAAAAAGGCAGGAGAGCUGUGUCAAAAAAGCCUUGAAGAUGAUCCUGACAUUGCUGAGGAAGAUAUUGAAUCUGAGCUGGGAGUUGUCAGGACCCAGCUUGCGUACACUUAUCAGCUCCAGGGAAAGAAUGACGAUGCACAGAAAUUGUACAAUCAAGUUCUUAAAUCAAAGCCUGAUGACCUUGCCUUAGCAGCUGUUGCCUCCAAUAAUAUCAUCACUCUUAACAGGGACCGAGAUGUGUUUGACUCAAAGAAGAAAGUUAAAUCAAUGACUGCAGAUGGACUGGAACACAAAUCCACUGCAUCACAACAGCGAACAAUGGCAUUUAACAGAUGCCUCUUGCUCUUCUACACAAAUCAGCUUGAAGCUUGUCGUAGCUUGAUAUCCACCUUGGAAACAAAAUACCCUGGAAGUGAUUUUCCUUGUCUGAUGAGAGCAUCACUUCUGCACAGAGAGAAACAUUCUGAUAAAGCAAUUGAACUGCUCAAGAACUACGCAGACUCCCAUGACGACACUGCUACAAAUGUGAAACUUACAUUAGUGCAGCUCUAUCUGGCACAAGGAAAUGUUUCCACCGCUUGUACAACGCUGCGCUCAAUCAAAGACUUGGCUUAUAAACCAGGCGUGGUGUCUGCUCUGGUGACGAUGUAUUCUCAUCUUGGGGACAUCAGUUCUGCGGUUGGUGUCCUUGAUGAUGCUGUUGAGCAUGCUCAGAAGAACAAGGCGAUGAUGAGACAGUCUGAGGUUUUGUCCUUGAUGAGAGAAAAUGUGGCAUAUAAACUGCAACAUGGUAAAGCUAAAGAGGCAGUGGACAUGCUGGAGAAAUUGCAUAAGGAGGAUUCCCGUGAUGUGAAGACAUUAGCUCAACUUAUCAAAGCUUAUUCUCGAUUGAAUCCUCAGAAGGCAGAGUAUUACAGUGAAAAACUCAAGCCGCUGGACACGCAGGCUCAGAGUUCAUCUAUAAACGUGGAGGAGUUGGAGAUGUCGCUGAGAACCAUGGGAUCUCGAUACGGUCGGGCAAGAAUGAAACAAGAGGGUGGCGAUACAGAAAUGGUGGAUUUGACGAAAGAAAGUUUCGUAAAAAGACGGAAGAGAAAGCGGAAGAGAGGUAAACUACCGAAAAACUACAACGCCGAGGUCGAUCCAGAUCCCGAACGCUGGAUACCGAAAAGAGAACGGACGUACUACAAGGGUAAAAGGCAGAAGAAGGGUGCCUCAGUAGGCAAAGGAACACAAGGUGCUGCAGCUCCCUCAGACGCUUCGUCCAGUCCUAAAACACCCGGUAGUCCUAAGCCCGCUUCUCCUCCUGGUACCCCCUCUGCGUCGGGUAGUACCGCGAACGUAGUGCCGCCUCGGCAACAGCAGCCCCAGGCUGCCAAGAAGAAACAGCGAACCAAGAAAAAGAAAGGAGGCUGGUAAUGAUCGAAGGACUAAAGAGACUUAAUAUUGAUGAUUUGAAUGAACGUUCUAGUUUGUAAGACAUUUCCUGAGAAACUGCUCGCAAAUGUUUUAUACGAGGCAAAAGAAAGCCUCGGAAACUAAUGCACACGAAGAAAGCAACGUGUGUCAUUCAGGUAAAGCCGCCAUUUACCCCGGAUGAGAAUAACAAAUAAAAGCCUUAUUGAAACUA
Molecule: messenger RNA, 2225 nt
Organism: Pocillopora damicornis (cauliflower coral)
Lineage: Eukaryota; Metazoa; Cnidaria; Anthozoa; Scleractinia; Pocilloporidae
Product: signal recognition particle subunit SRP72
Biological process (GO): SRP-dependent cotranslational protein targeting to membrane
Cellular component (GO): signal recognition particle, endoplasmic reticulum targeting
Molecular function (GO): 7S RNA binding; ribosome binding; protein binding
Source: RefSeq, a predicted model, not a curated record